Trypanosoma conorhini is the source of this 759-nucleotide messenger RNA. RefSeq lists its product as uncharacterized. The record is from RefSeq and is a predicted model, not a curated record. The transcript has a single exon. The coding region runs from base 1 to 759 and encodes 252 amino acids. NCBI's taxonomy places the organism in Eukaryota, Euglenozoa, Kinetoplastea, Trypanosomatida, Trypanosomatidae.
AUGAGCACCGGGGAAGGCGAGGGCGGGGGCGACCGUAGCGGGUCAUGCGGGAAGGAGCCGGUGAGCGCCGCUUCGGGUUGCGUCUUCACCCCGCGACGACAGACCGAUGAGGAAGGGACGGACGUCAUUGCGCAGGAGGCCCGUGAGCUCCUUGAGCGAAUGCGCGUGGACUUGAAGCAGUUAAAAGGUUCUGUGGAUCUCAGGGAGAAUACGGAGCGGUUAAUGUCCCUCAAGGCCGCACGCCAGUUGAUGGCACACAGGCGCAUGAUGGACGCCGCGGCCUCUCAGCGAGCUCCGCACGCCGGCUUUUUUUUUGUCCCGAUGGCAACGGCCCCGAUGACGCGGCUCACCAUUUCUGGCUACCAAGCGCGGGUGACGCAACAACAAACAUUCAACCUUGAAAGGGUCGAUGCAGGGCCGCCGCCGCCGCCGGACCCUCCACCAUGGAAUUCCUCUACAAGUCUUCAGGGCGGUGAGAGAGCAACGGGGGAAAAGAUGCCCGGUGCGCCUGCUCCUGUUCAACAUCGCCGGUUGAUUCCCACGAGGGGGAUGCCAUCAACGGCGAACACGUUACGUGAAUUUAGCGGGGAGGGUAACUGCUUGCAACAGUCCUCUUUUCCCAAAGAGCAUGCAACGGGUGAUAUACCGGAUAAGAUGCGACUUGUGUCUCGUGUUGACGAGGUGUGGAUUCGUGAUUACUUGAGACGGCUUAACAUUGUAGCACGCGAUCCCAACCGAAUCGGAAGGACGCAUCGAUGA